Molecule: messenger RNA, 1860 nt
Organism: Dipodomys spectabilis (banner-tailed kangaroo rat)
Lineage: Eukaryota; Metazoa; Chordata; Mammalia; Rodentia; Heteromyidae
Gene: Neto1
Product: neuropilin and tolloid like 1
Exons: 10
Coding region: 1-1848 (615 amino acids)
Molecular function (GO): protein binding
Source: RefSeq, a predicted model, not a curated record
AUGGACGCCGUGUGCUUCUCAGUGAGUGUUUCCCGCCCGGCCGCGGGUUCGCGCCCGGCCCGGCGCCGCGGGACCCCCGACCCCGACCCUGCAGCGCCCGCCCCGCAGGCCGGGGAGAACUUUCCGUCCUGCCGCAGCCCGCGGGAGCCGGGCGCCGUGGGGACCCAGAGUCCGCGGAGCGGGGUGCGGCGGGGAGCGGGGGGUUCCCACUCGGGCGAACCCCGAGUCCAGGGUGGGGGACACGAGGACCCCGAGGGCGGGGUCUUCCGGUUCCUUGUAGCAAGUUUAAUCAUCCUUCAUCUGUCUGGAGCAACGAAGAAAGGAACAGAAAAGCAAACCACCUCAGAAACUCAGAAGUCAGUGCAGUGUGGAACAUGGACAAAGCAUGCAGAGGGAGGAGUCUUCACCUCUCCCAACUACCCCAGCAAGUACCCCCCUGACCGGGAGUGCGUGUAUAUCAUAGAAGCCGCCCCAAGGCAGUGCAUUGAACUUUACUUUGAUGAAAAAUACUCUAUUGAGCCAUCCUGGGAAUGUAAAUUUGAUCACAUUGAAGUUCGGGACGGACCCUUUGGCUUUUCUCCAAUAAUUGGACGAUUCUGUGGACAGCAAAACCCACCUGUCAUCAAAUCGAGUGGAAGAUUCCUGUGGGUUAAAUUUUUUGCUGAUGGAGAGCUGGAGUCUAUGGGAUUCUCAGCUAGAUACAAUUUCACACCUGAUCCUGACUUUAAGGACCUUGGAGUUUUGAAACCAUUACCAGUGUGUGAGUUUGAGAUGGGCGGCUCUGAAGGCAUUGUGGAGUCCGUACAAAUUCUCAAAGAAGGCAAAGCUACUGCCAGCGAGGCCGUGGACUGCAAGUGGUACAUCAGAGCUCCUCCACGAUCCAAGAUUUACUUACGGUUCUUGGACUAUGAGAUGCAGAAUUCGAACGAGUGCAAGAGGAAUUUCGUGGCGGUGUAUGACGGCAGCAGCUCGGUGGAGGAUCUGAGGGCCAAGUUCUGCAGCACGGUGGCCAACGACGUGAUGCUGCGCACGGGGCUGGGCGUGGUGCGCAUGUGGGCCGACGAGGGCAGCCGCAACAGCCGCUUCCAGAUGCUCUUCACCUCCUUCCAAGAACCUCCUUGCGAGGGCAAUACCUUCUUCUGCCACAGCAACAUGUGCAUCAACAACACGCUGGUGUGCAACGGGCUCCAGAACUGUGUGUAUCCGUGGGAUGAAAACCACUGUAAAGAAAAGAGGAAAACCAGCCUGCUGGACCAGCUCACCAACACCAGUGGGACUGUCAUUGGCGUGACUUCCUGCAUUGUGAUCAUCCUUAUUAUCAUUUCUGUCAUUGUCCAGAUCAAACAGCCUCGUAAAAAGUACGUCCCAAGGAAGUCAGACUUUGAGCAGACCGUUUUCCAGGAGGUGUUUGAGCCUCCUCACUAUGAGCUAUGCACUCUCAGAGGGACAGGAGCGACAGCGGACUUUGCAGAUGGAGCGGAUGACUUUGACAGUUACCACAAGCUGCGGAGGUCAUCGUCCAAAUGCAUUCACGACCAUCACUGUGGAUCCCAGCUGUCCAGCGCUAAAGGCAGCCGCAGCAACCUCAGCACAAGAGACGCUCCCAUCUUGACGGAGAUGCCCACCCAGCCCGCCAAGCCCCUCCUCCCACCCGUGAACAGGAGAAACAUCCUUGUCAUGAAACACAACUACUCCCAGGAUCCCGCAGAUGCCUGCGACGUGGACGAGAUCGAGGAGGUGCCCACCACCAGCCACAGGCUGUCCAGGCACGACAAAGCCGUGCAGCGGUUCUGCCUCAUUGGGUCUCUAAGCAAACACGAGUCGGAAUACAACACCACGCGGGUCUAAAGAGAAAACAAG